AUGAUUCCCACCGCCACCCACUUCAUCUCACUCUGCGAUGCCAUGAUCGAGAACCACACUGACCAACAAGUCGAGUCAGAGUGCAAGGCUGAAGAGAAUCGAGAGGAUCCGGAGUACUGCAGGGACAGAGAAUAUGAGAGCAAUGCCCUCUACCACUGGGGCGAACGCAUAAAGUGGAGUGUCAUAUGGGGUGAUCUCGAUCCAGGGUAUUGGAGCUCAUCUCAGCUAUUUCUGGGGGAAGCCAAAUAA
Molecule: messenger RNA, 249 nt
Organism: Podospora bellae-mahoneyi
Lineage: Eukaryota; Fungi; Ascomycota; Sordariomycetes; Sordariales; Podosporaceae
Exons: 2
Coding region: 1-249 (82 amino acids)
Source: RefSeq, a predicted model, not a curated record